Molecule: messenger RNA, 554 nt
Organism: Cimex lectularius (bed bug)
Lineage: Eukaryota; Metazoa; Arthropoda; Insecta; Hemiptera; Cimicidae
Gene: sloth2
Exons: 1
Coding region: 312-494 (60 amino acids)
Biological process (GO): mitochondrial respiratory chain complex III assembly
Source: RefSeq, a predicted model, not a curated record
UUAUAGUACAGAAGAGGUUUUUUAUCUUUAUUGACGAUGGUAUAUUUUUAGUUGAUACCAUGAGUGAAUAGUAUGAGGUCUAGUUGGUUGGCCAGGUUCCUCGACAAAUGGCCUGGUAAGAAAAUAUUCGGCAUCUACCGUUUCAUGCCGAUUUUCUUUUUGAUGGGAGCUGCCCUCGAAUUUUCCAUGAUAAAUUGGGACUUCCAGGGAAAAGUGAACUUUUACAGGACUUAUAAGCGGCGCCAAGCCCAGGCAGUGGCAGACAGGAUAUUGUUAAAGGAAGAAGAAAAAGAAGAAAUGAAGGCUUGACAAUGCCGGCCGGUGUCUCUUGGAGCAAGUACCUUUCUGCACUAUGCGCCUCCUUCUUGUCCAUGUUCGCUGGAGCUCAAGUUGUCCACUACUACUACAGGCCACUCGAUGACUUUGAGGAAUAUGUCCAGGCUGAAUUGGAGUGGAGGAAGAACUUGAAUGUGUCGAAAGAUAAAAAUGAUUAGAUUUUGUUAAAAUGAAAGUUUAUGAUGUAGUACUAAUUAAAAUGUUGUCUUUUUGCCAAA